AUGGCUAUCAAAGCUGGAGAUCUGGUAGCAACCGUACCUGGUAGCUCACCAACAACGAUUGCAGACAGGAAGACGAGGACGAUUGGCAAUACCGACACUCAGUGGGGGAUCACCGUCGUUAGCGGUCUUCCGAACGUUCCCAGUAACUCCGGUUCCAAGUACCCCGAUAUUGUCAAGCAAACCGUUCCAACCCAGUACAAGCGCGGCGCUGGCAUGGACUUCGACUUCGACCUCAAGCUAACAGCAACGACAACAAGAACAAGUCACGAUGCAAUAGAAGGAACAAGUAUGGCGAUCAAUGAUCAUUGUAUUUGA
Molecule: messenger RNA, 315 nt
Organism: Alternaria burnsii
Lineage: Eukaryota; Fungi; Ascomycota; Dothideomycetes; Pleosporales; Pleosporaceae
Exons: 2
Coding region: 1-315 (104 amino acids)
Source: RefSeq, a predicted model, not a curated record